AUGGAGACACCCCAGCAGCCGCAGGACGCGCUGCAACUGAGCGCACUGGCGUCUCAGAAUGCGCUCAUCUCCCGAAACCUGUACACGAGGGCCGCAGAACAACCCAAUGGCAAGCGACAGAAAUUGGACGACGUGUUUGAAGAUCCCAUAAUGAAGCGCCGAUUCGAAGCUGAAUACUCCAACGUGACGACGCUACCCGCCUCCCUCGCAGCCAGACAACCGUCGGCCAAGCCUGGCAAGAAAAUAGCCUCCAAACAAAAGGCUACUGGACCAGCACGACCAGCGCAGAAGAUGCUCGAAGCUGGGCCAGGUUCCUCAGCUGUUCCAACACCAUCCGCAAACGACUCGCCAAAUAACAACAAUAUGACGCUGACAACAAGAGGUUCGCAAACCUUUCAACAGCCAAAGCCCGAGUGGCAUCCCCCGUGGAAGCUAAUGCGCGUCAUCUCUGGACAUCUCGGCUGGGUGCGCAGUUUGGCCGUCGAGCCAGGAAACAAGUGGUUUGCCAGCGGAGCGGGCGACAGAACUAUCAAGAUUUGGGAUCUGGCCACCGGUUCUCUGCGCCUGACACUCACAGGGCACAUCAGCACGGUUCGUGGCCUAGCAGUCUCGCCACGACACCCCUAUCUGUUCUCCUGUGGCGAAGACAAAAUGGUCAAGUGCUGGGACUUGGAAACAAACAAAGUAAUCCGACACUACCACGGCCAUCUCAGCGGCGUGUACGCCCUUUCCCUCCACCCGACCCUCGAUGUGCUCGUCACCGGUGGUCGUGACGGCGUUGCCCGAGUCUGGGAUAUGCGAACGCGUAGCAACAUUCACGUGCUUUCCGGACACACAGGGACCGUCGCCGACGUCAAGUGCCAGGAGGCUGAUCCCCAGGUCAUCACCGGAUCUCUCGACUCUACUGUCAGAUUGUGGGAUCUCGCCGCAGGCAAAACCAUGGGUGUCCUGACGCAUCACAAGAAGGGUGUUCGCGCCCUGGCUUGCCACCCUACCGAAUUUACCUUUGCGAGCGGCAGCACGGGGAGCAUCAAACAAUGGAAGUGUCCUGAGGGGGCGUUUAUGCAGAAUUUUGAAGGACACAAUGCCAUUAUCAACACUUUGAGUGUUAACCAGAACAAUGUUUUCUUCUCAGGAGGUGACAAUGGUUCAAUGAGUUUCUGGGAUUGGAAGACCGGCUACCGCUUCCAGUCACUAGAUACCACGGCCCAGCCCGGCUCUCUGGAUGCUGAAGCGGGUAUUAUGGCUUCGACAUUUGAUCGCUCAGGCUUGCGUUUGAUUUGUGGCGAAGCUGACAAGACGAUUAAAAUUUGGAAACCCGAUGACAAAGCUACUGAGGAAUCACACCCAUUACAAUGGGCCCCUUCACUAGGGCGACGCAAGUUUUGA
This is a messenger RNA of Pochonia chlamydosporia 170, 1389 nucleotides long. RefSeq names its product pre-mRNA splicing factor prp46. Lineage: Eukaryota; Fungi; Ascomycota; Sordariomycetes; Hypocreales; Clavicipitaceae. Gene Ontology annotation, biological process: mRNA splicing, via spliceosome. The coding region runs from base 1 to 1389 and encodes 462 amino acids. Gene Ontology annotation, cellular component: precatalytic spliceosome; catalytic step 2 spliceosome; Prp19 complex. The transcript has 3 exons. The record is from RefSeq and is a predicted model, not a curated record. Gene Ontology annotation, molecular function: protein binding.